Messenger RNA from Hypomesus transpacificus, 4343 nucleotides. RefSeq names its product elastin microfibril interfacer 1b (gene emilin1b). Gene Ontology annotation, molecular function: protein binding. Bases 470 to 3958 code for a protein of 1162 amino acids. The record is from RefSeq and is a predicted model, not a curated record. Lineage: Eukaryota; Metazoa; Chordata; Actinopteri; Osmeriformes; Osmeridae. The transcript is spliced from 7 exons.
GGUCGGUGUGUGCGCGAGGGAGGAAACGAAAGGGGACACGGGGGGAGAAAAAAGUAAUUCCGUUUUCUGCUGAGUUUGACACGCUAACCAUCUUUCGGUCUCACUAGUUACCACAGACUGGCUUAAAGAAUAAUAUUUUCUCAUUCUACAAUUUUGGAAAAGAGUAAGACAGUUUAAUGGAAGGGCAUUGACGUGCUUGUAUUAUGGCUGCAUGAUAAUCAUUGUUAGAUGUUUCAUGGUAAGGAUUAAGUGGAAUCGCAUUGUAGACCUGGAUUUCGAUGUUAAAGUGAAGGCGGUUUCGCCGUUACGUCUCUCCUCCGGUAUUUACUAUGGGCCGGUAGUAUGGACUUCACAGACUACGGAGAGGGAGAGCGCGUCGCGGCAGUUCGGAACUUCCUAUAGUUUCCCCGCAAAGGAAUAGAAGUAACUGGUAGAAAAUAUUGCAGUCAAUUUUAGUUAGUGUGAAGGGAUGGCUGGAUUUGUAUUUUUCAUAGUACUGUGCGGUCUGACGUUUUUUGGAAAUGUAAGGAGCAAGUCCUACCCGCAGCGCUACAACCUGUAUGCUGGACAAAGCCAGGCCCAGGCCCAGAUACAAACCCAGAACGGCGCUCGGGCGGCAAGCAGACACAGAAACUGGUGUGCAUACGUGGUGACUAAGACGGUAAGCUGUGUGGUGGAGGAUGGGGUGGAGACCUACGUCAAGCCUGACUAUCACCCCUGCACCUGGGGAAAUGUGCAAUGUUCACGUGUGUUGGUGUACCGCACCUACAUGAGGCCCAGAUACAAGGUGGCUUACAAGAUGGUGACAGAGAUGGAGUGGAAGUGCUGCCAUGGAUACAUCGGGGAAAACUGCGGCGAGGGACCAAUUGGUGCUGGGUCGGGAACCCCAAUUGCCACGGCCCGACCAAGACCCAGACCAGGACAAACUGGUACGGGUUCUGGUCAUGUGCUGAGUGGUCGAGGAGACAAUGACAAGAUGCUUCAGCUGGAGGACAAGAUCCAGAGCCUGACCAAGGACCUCCACGACCUGCAGUCCACACUUAGGGGCAUGAACGAGCGCUUCCAGGAGGAGAUGCGCAAACCAGACUUUACCGGUGGCUCCGGAGGGGGCAAGAACCCUGCAGACGCAGCCCAACCAGAGAUGAAAGAGACAAUCCACAGCAUCCAGACAAAACUGGACCAGCUGGACAACCGGACUCAGCUCCAUGACAAGACAUUGGUCAGCAUCAACAACCACCUGGUCAACGGGAAGGGCGGGACGGGCAACAAUCUAGGGGGGGCAUUUGUAGGCGGUGGUGUCAGCAGUGGACAGCUGAACGCACUUAAGGAGGAGAUCCUGAGAGAACUAGAGCAGAGGGUGUCACUGUCCUGUUCCUCCUGCAAGGCUGGGGUAGAUCACCUGCGCAGACAGCAACAAGAGGGCCGUGAGAGGAUCCGUGCACUUGAGAAGCAGCUGAACGCCAUGGAUGUACGCUAUCGUCUGAGCCUGGACGAACUGAGGAGGGACCUGACCCGCUCGCACAGCUGCUGCAAUACUGUCAAUGACCUUAAGACCCGGGUCACGGAUGCCGAGCGGAAGAUCAGCUCUGCGUCAGAGAACUAUGAUAUCAUACAGAGCCGCCUGGACAAGGAGCUGUUUGGUUCCAAUGGUGGUGAUUUUGGAGGAGGACAGGGAGGAGGAUUUGGCAGUAGUGGAGGUAGUAUAGAAGGCACCAGAAGACCAGAGGACAGACUGGACAGCAGGCUGAGGGACCUGGAGAGGAGAGUUAACAACACAGUCCAGAGGACUCCAGAGAACUUUGCCUACAUGGAGAAGGUCCUGAAGGACUACCUCCACAGGGAGCUGGGAGAUCUACGGACAGUGUUCCUGGAUCGUUUCGAUGACCAAGCCUUCAGAAUCUCAGACGUGGAGCUAGACCUAGGCUUGGUGAAGGAUAAGGUGUCAGAUCACAACAAGCGGCUAUUAAGUCUUGAGAACAACACCUCCCUCUUGAAUAGGAGGAUGGAGCAGUGUGGCUGUGGGGGAAUCCAAGAAGAAGGAGGGGGCAUUGGAGGAGGAGGGAGAGUAUAUGGAGUAGGGGGCCCUGGAAGUGGUGAAGGAGGGGAUGGGGGAGUAAUUGGAGGGGGGAUAGAUGGGAGAGGGGAUGGAGGAGGUCUUGGAGGAGGGGGAACAGGACUACUUAGUGGAACUGGGGAAAGGGAUGGAGGUGGAGGAAAAGGAGGGGGAGGAUUAGGAGGAGUGAGAGGAGAUAGUGUUGAUGAAGACACAGUGAAGUCCCUGGAGUGGAAGGUAAUAGCCAACGAGAAUGACAUCCGUCGCUUUGACACUCGUCUCAAAGAUCUCUCCAUUUCUGGCGACUCCCUCAUGGACAAGGUUGUUGACCUUAGCCAAGACAUUCUCAGGAUCAAAGCUGUGACAGGGGAGAAGGGAGAACAUUUUAACCGAAUCGUCACUGAGAUUGAGAUGCUAGGCAAUGACUGCGACGCCUGUGGGAGGGUGGAAGAUGAGUUGAGGAAGCUGAAGAACCACACACUCCAUACCCUUAACCGCUGGCAGACAGAUAUAAAUGCUAUCCGGGUCAAGGACUCCAGUCAGAACUCCUGUUCCCAGGUAUGCUCUGACAUCCAGGAAGAGGUGGGGAGGCUGAGGGAAGACAUGGAUAAGUGCACUGUGCAGUGUAAGGUCGGCCCAGACACUCCCACAGGCACUGGAGGAGCAAGAGGAGGAACAGGAGUCGGUGGAACAGGAACUAAAGGAGGAAGGCUGGUUGAACCUCAGAAGCCCCUUGAUGGCCACAGUGUGAUAGGGGGCACAUUCAACAACAACCACCUGAAGACACUUCAGGGUGAGCUGUCAGAAGUCAUCCUGACAUUCAGCUCCAUUAACGACACAUUGAAGGGUCUGGAGCACACAGUUCAGAAGCACAGCAGCGUCAUAACUGACUUAGGAAACACCAAGGACAAGAUCAUCUCUGAGCUUGAUAAGAUCCAGCAGGAAGUCAACGAGCACAUUGAGGAAAGCCUUGACCGGUUGGACAGAGUUGACAAGGACGUACGCCGUUUUGAGAGCACGCUGGUGGUGGAGAUUGGUGACUGCAAGCGUUCUGCCGAUGGGCUGGAAAAGAGGCUAUCCAAGAUGGAAGGAGUGUGCGCAAGGCUGGACCAAGUGUCUGACUCACUAGCAAGGAUUAAAGAUGGACUAAACAAGCAUAUGUCAGGGCUGUGGAACUGCGUCAAUGGGCUAAAUGCAACUGUGACCUUCAACGGAAUGGUCAUCCAGGACAUAAAGACAACACAGUUUGAUGGGAUCCAUGGGAAAAUCAAGGACCUGAACUCCACCGUCAAUAACCUGCUCAAGGAGUUCCACAGCCUCUCAGAACACAACCUCACAGGCCUACCUGGUCCCCAGGGAGAGAGGGGCUUUGCUGGGAUACCUGGGCCCAAAGGUCCCUAUGGACCUCCAGGAAGGCAAGGAGAGAUUGGUCUCAGAGGACUUCCAGGUUUGCCUGGUGCUGAUGCCCAUAUGCCAAAGUUGUCCUUCUCAGCUGCCCUCACAAACCCCAUGGUCAAUGCAGGAACCAUUGUCUUUGACAAGGUCUUUGUCAACGAAGGAGAAUUCUACAACCCAAGGACAGGCAUCUUCAGGGCACCCGUUGACGGCCACUACUUCUUUAGUGCCAUCUUGACAGGUUACUGGAAUGAGAAGAUCGAGGCAGUCCUUUCCAAGUCUAACUAUGGCAUUGCCCGUGUGGACUCUGGAGGCUACCAGCCUGAGGGUCUGGAGAACAAGCCUGUGGCAGAUGCCAAGGACACCCCAGGCUCACUGGCAGUCUUCAAUAUCAUCCUACCCCUCCAGAUGGGGGACACUGUAUGCAUCGACCUGGUGAUGGGCAAGCUGGCCCACUCUGUGGAACCUCUCACCAUCUUUAGCGGAAUGCUGCUGUAUGAGAAGAUGUGAUUGUAGGAUGCAUGUAUGAAUGGAUGUUCUACAGAAGAUAUGGAGAGGACAGAAAAAGGAAUGGACUUCUUUCAGCACCAAAGAUUUUUAUUGACGUCAGUUUUAAACAGUAGAAAAACAAUGACAGAGUCCAAAGAAUGACGAAUGAACCUCUGAACUGUUAAAGAAGUUGUUUCCUGGUCUUCCACCUUAUCCCUGGUCCUUAGAUAUUACCUUAAGACCUGACUUUUAAAUAACAGGAAAUUAUGUUAACAAAGCACAUACCUUCUCAUAUUAUAACGUAUACUCCACAUUUUUUCCAAUGUGUUUUUACACAGGUUUGUACUACUGCAGGAUGUUUUAUAUUCUUAUCCUUAUAAAGCCUGAAACCCCAUAACUCAAUCCA